Messenger RNA from Sardina pilchardus (European sardine), 985 nucleotides. It is a transcript of the gene clec11a, whose product is annotated as C-type lectin domain containing 11A. The transcript is spliced from 4 exons. Lineage: Eukaryota; Metazoa; Chordata; Actinopteri; Clupeiformes; Clupeidae. The record is from RefSeq and is a predicted model, not a curated record. Bases 139 to 951 code for a protein of 270 amino acids.
ACAAAACUGGAGGAGAGAGAGAGGGAGAGAAGAGGACGAGAAAGAGAGAGAGAGGGAGAGAGGAGGACGAGAAAGAGGGCUGGCCAGGGGAAACCAAUAAGGAGUCUGAGGAUAAAAUCCUAACGUAUCUGAAGGAAAAUGGAAAUAGCAGCGUUAAUUGUGACCAUCUUGUGCUUGUCCUCGCUUUCUUCGGGUGAGACUGGAAGCAAAGACAGCCAAACCCAGCCUGAGGACUCUGGCAACUCUACACUGAUACAGAAUGACGAGGAAGAGAGAACGGAGCGAGGAGAUGGAAUGCUCAUUGAGCCAGAACCCACAUCGCCGGUGUCGGACAUGGACAAUAACUACAAUUACGUCUUGACAAGACUAGCAGCCAUGGACCAGGCCAUCCAUCGGCUGAAUGUUGGCCACUACACUCUGGAUGUUAAAGUGACCCAGCUGCUGGAGAGGAUCUCCAGGCUGGACAACAAGCUCACCGAGUUGGACGACAGCCUGCAACAGGUGUCCCUAUUCAGCAAGGAGAACCGCAAGGAGAUUGGACGUCUGGAAGGCUGCCAGAAGGGUCGACGCGUGGGCUACAAGUGUUUCAUGGUUUACCGUGUGUACGCGACGUACGCAGACGCAGCCCAGAAGUGCCUGGAACGCGGUGGUCGGAUGGCCAUGCCGCGCGACCGCAAGGAGCAGGAGGCCCUGGCCGAGUACGUUCGUGCCGUCUUCCAACCAGGGAACUGGCCCGUGUGGCUGGGCAUCAAUGACCUCCGCUCGGAAGGCCUGUACCUCUUCGAGGACACGACGCGCGUCACCUACUUCCAGUGGCGCAAGCAUUUUCUGUCCAGCCAGCCGGACGGAGGCAAACGGGAGAACUGUGUGGCCAUGUCUUCAGACGACGGAGACUGGUGGGAUAAUUACUGCGAUAGGCGCAUGUAUUACCUCUGUGAGUUCGAGGCCUGAUCUACAGACUCCCACACCCUUUCCCAACGUUUCA